GUGCCACAUGACCUGUCAAGUAGGAAGUAGCGAGCUAGCGAGCAGCAGCAGCAGCAGCGACCAGAAGAAACGCAAGAAGACGGGGAGGAAACUGUGAAAUCUCCGAAGUCUCAUUCUCGACGCUUCUCUGCUGGUAUAAUUUUCCUGUCGGAUCAUAAGGAGCAAUAAGUGGGCCGCAGCCAUGUACCUGAAGCUGGUGUUUUUCACUGUAGCUGUGGCUCUGAUUGGUGCACCAGUCGCAACAGCCUCAGAUGGAUGUUCCUCUCUCUCCUGCGAUUCAUGUGUCACUAAUGGAGAUUGCAAGUGGGUCAACUGCACAACAACACCAACUGCGAGCUGUCGCAACGAGACCCUUAUAGGGGACAACGAAACCUGCACCGAUGCUAGCUGCAACUCUGAUGUCUCCACACAAGCCCCUGCUCCUACAACUGCCCAUGUGACUCCCCCCCCUCCCACUACAGCCCCCCCUAAACCUGUUGUCACCACAGCCUCCACUAACGGCAGCACUUCUGAGCCCACCACAGCUACAGGAAAUGUAACCACUCCCACCAUCGCUCCCAGCAACCACACUGACAUCCCCACCACUGUGGCUCCAACCAAUACUUCAACUGGAACCGUCACUCCCAAGCCCGUCGUCCCCACUGCCGCCCCGCACAAGAACACCUUCGACGCUGCGAGCUUCAUCGGAGGAAUAGUUCUGGUUCUGGGCCUGCAGGCUGUGAUCUUCUUCCUCUACAAGUUCUGCAAGUCCAAGGACCGCAACUACCACACCCUUUGAAGCAGCCGCACUUUUUAGAUCCACAUCACCUCGACUUGUAUCCACCAACUAGAACCCUCCAGAGAGGACUCCCCCCACUUGGCACGCACUCAUCGCGCCGGACUCAAACAGUGUUUUCAAGCAGGUUUUCUAGAUCUUUGAUGUUUGUGUCACUUGUGGUUAAGACCUUCAUUAGCCAUUAGCCUUGCUGUUGUAGUCAGUGUUAAGGCACACACACACACACACACACACACACACACACACACACACACACACACACACACACACACACACACACACACACACAGGCCCUGUAUAAUUCAACCAGUACAACAAAACUGAUCUCCAGUGAUACAGCAUUGAAGCCUUGAGGAUUACAUCAUCUGCUAGCUGCUCCCACCUCCAUAAUGCUGUUAGUCAUCCUGUGAAAACCAUUUUUCCAGCAAAUUGACGGCGUUCGUGUUAUUUACAGCCCCUCUCCUCGUGGCUUCCUCAAUUAAAUCCACCACAUGAGACUUGGAGAAUUAGUCAUCUACACAAAGUAGUUUUCCGGCUGAUUCUUGGGUGUAGCUCUGCUGCAAACUGGAAGCAUUACAUGAUUUCUUCUUAUUUUGGAAACACUGUUUGAGUUCACAGCUAUUCUUAAAAAACGUGACGAUGAUGAUUCAGUGUUGCUUUUUUCCUGUUGAAUCGUGGGCAGGUGCCCUUUUCCCCCAUGCAGCUGUAUCAUGUAUAUGUGUUCAUAGAUGAUGUAAAAGUGGUGGGGAAUAAAAGCAACACCCAAUCAUCUUAUGUCAGGCUUAAAAAAAAUAAAAAAUAAAAAUAGCGAUCCCUCUGGUUAAUAGGCUUAUUUUGGGUGACUCCCUUGGCAGUGCUGUUGGACUCCCUCGGGAAAUCUUUCAACCAAUUGUUGUAAAAAAGCGUUUAAAAAACCAACUGCCAGUAGAGCAGCUUAAUGCAAUAAAUCCCGUUUCAUUUCCCAUCCUUUAAUCUCCCAUUUCUGAUCUUUACCAACAUCAAAACUUAACCCACUCGGGCUGCUAACGUCGAGCUGGCCCUAAAAAAAUAAAGGUGGGUCAAAAUGAAAGAUUGUAGAAUAUUAAUAAUUCCUUUGUUUAAAUAAUGUAUAAUAUAGGGAAUGGGAGAGAUAAAGUAAAUGCCAUGCACCUUCUUGAUGUGGACAGUGAUAGCAGUGAAGUGCCUUUAAUGUCCAGUAUGACUUAAAGAGAGAAAAAGGAUGAGUCUUUUUCUUCCUGGUUGAGGCCCAAGUGUUAUCAUUAGUUUGUUUGUGAGAGAGGAACGGUAUCGCUGUGCUGAUAUUAGUGAGAACCGUCGUAUCCCAGCUGGACUGAAGAGCCUUUUAUUGUGAAGAAGAUAGCUGUCCCUCGAGGGCCUCGAUCAGUAAAGAUUGAAGUUUUUCCCUAUAAGUAGAGGACUGUAUUCAUUACAUGAAACCUAUGGUCUUCUCACCUGUGACUUUGUAUGAAUGAAAAAUUUAAAGGUCCCU
Centropristis striata (black sea bass) is the source of this 2264-nucleotide messenger RNA. It is a transcript of the gene cd164, whose product is annotated as CD164 molecule, sialomucin. The record is from RefSeq and is a predicted model, not a curated record. Bases 182 to 778 code for a protein of 198 amino acids. Gene Ontology annotation, cellular component: cytoplasmic vesicle. The transcript is spliced from 6 exons. NCBI's taxonomy places the organism in Eukaryota, Metazoa, Chordata, Actinopteri, Perciformes, Serranidae.